Gymnodraco acuticeps is the source of this 4899-nucleotide messenger RNA. RefSeq names its product NLR family CARD domain-containing protein 3-like. Gene Ontology annotation, molecular function: protein binding. NCBI's taxonomy places the organism in Eukaryota, Metazoa, Chordata, Actinopteri, Perciformes, Bathydraconidae. Bases 619 to 3945 code for a protein of 1108 amino acids. The record is from RefSeq and is a predicted model, not a curated record. The transcript has 11 exons.
UCUAAACAUUUAUCAAAAGUGCUCCACAUCCAGAUGGAGAAAUGCACCGGGUUUGACUGUCUUUCUUGAAGCUCUGUAGCUCCAUCCACGAGUAACGUUUCCCCGUCAGGUAUGUUAUGUAUACCUCAAUCUUCCUCCAGAAGAACCGUUAGGCCUCUUGCAGCACACCUGUAUGCCCCACCUGUGUUGCUCUGCACUGCUGUGUUACUGCAGUAAAUACUUUUUUAGUUUUUUACAGUUCUGUAAGUUCACAUUAUUUACAAUUUGUUUAGUUCAUUUACCUUUUUUUGUUUUACAAAGGAACCGAUAAGAGUACCGUUAAAGGACCGGAUCGAUAAGCGGUAUCGAUAAAAGUAGUAGAACCGUAAAAACCUUAACGAUACCCAUCCCUAAUCAGUGGCAUGAAAUGGUUUUAAAGUGCAAAAAUAUUGAUCAAUACUAAAUAUCCUCAAAACUAAAUGUAUUGUUCCCAGAAUGACUUGACUAUUUGGGCAUGUUCAUGAUAUGUAUUAUUAAUGAAGGUUCAGCAAAUAAAAGGUUCAGCAAAUAAAAUACAAACAUGUAAAAGGUUUCACAGGCGUGACGCUGAAACAGAAAGACUUCUCUCUGAAUGAACUAAUGAUGUUUAAAACAUGUUGUUUCCACAGACAGAGAGCAGAGUCUCCAGUCCCCAGCUGUCAGUCUCUGAAGAGUGACCGGUCUAUGAGGAAACCUCCAGUCUUCAGUAAUGAACCUGGACCCUCAAGAAGGAAGAGGAAGAGUCGUGUUCCUGUGGAGCAGCAGCCGUCCAGCUGUGCUCUGUGUCAGGACGUCCUGAAGGAUCCAGUCUCUUCCAGCUGUGGACACUGGUUCUGCAGACAGUGCAUCACCUCAUACUGGAAGCAGCGCCCUCCAUCAGGAGACUCCUCCUGUCCCCAGUGUGGAAAGAGAUCCAGAACCAGAGCUGGCCUGCAGACAGCCAGUCAGACCAGCUCUGUACGAGCAGAUAGUGGUCUGCAGAAGGUUUUAGAUGAACAUAGGAACAGUCUGAGGAGGAGAUGUGAACGUGUGACUGAAGGAACUGAUAAAAGUGAAACCCUCCUCAACAGCAUCUUCACUGAGCUCUACAUCACACAAGGCCAGAGUGAAGAGGUUAAUACCCGAAAUGAGGUGAGGCAGCUGGAGACCGCUUCCAAGAAAGAGACCCACCAUGACACUCCAAUCAAGUGCCAGGACAUCUUUAAAGCCUUACCUGACCAACAGACUCACAUCAGAGCGGUCCUGACCAACGGAGUCGCUGGAGUUGGAAAAAGCUUCUCAGUGCAGAAGUUCACUCUGGACUGGGCCGAGGGUUUGGGGAACCAAGAUGUCAGUCUGGUGAUCCCGCUCUCCUUCAGGGAGCUGAACCUGAUCAAAGGUGAGCAGUACAGUCUUCUCAGGCUGCUCCAUGUUUUCCAUCCAACCUUACAGAAGGUCACAGCAGAGCAGCUGGCUGUCUGCAAAGUGCUGCUCAUCUUUGACGGCCUGGAUGAAAGCAGACUUUCUCUAGACCUCAGAAACAAUGAUGUUGUGUCUGAUGUCUCUCAGCAGUCCUCAGUCAACGUGCUGUUGACAAACCUCAUCCGGGGGAAGCUGCUUCCCUUGGCUCUCGUCUGGAUAACUUCCAGACCUGCAGCGGCCAAUCAGAUCCCUCCUGAGUGUGUGGACAGGGUAACAGAGGUACGAGGCUUCACUGACGCCCAGAAGGAGGAGUACUUCAGGAGGAGAUCGAGUGAUGAAGACCUGUCCAGCAGAAUCAUCUCUCACAUCAAGAGCUCCAGGAGCCUCCACAUCAUGUGUAUGAUCCCAGUCUUCUGCUGGAUCACUGCUGCAGUUCUGGACCACAUGUGGACUACAGACCAGAGAGGAGAGCUGCCCCAGACCCUCACUGACAUGUACUCACACUUCCUUCUGGUCCAGACACAGAGGAAGAAGCAGAAGUAUGAAGAGGGACAUGAGACGAGUCCACAGCAGCUGACGGAGGCUGACAGGGAGCUUCUUCUGAAGCUGGGGAGGCUGGCGUUUGAACAACUGAAGAAAAGAAACAUCAUGUUCUACCAAGAAGACCUGCAGCGCUGUGGUCUUGGUGUCACCAAGGCCUUGGUGCACUCAGGACUUUGUACAGAGAUCUUCAAAAGAGAGAGUGUGAUCUUCCAGAAAACCGUCUACUGCUUUGUUCACCUGAGCAUUCAGGAGUUUCUGGCUGCAGUCUACUUGUUCCACUGUUACACCAACAGAGACACAGCGGUACUGAAGAACUUCCUGAAGAGAGACUGGCCCUAUGAGAACAGUAAAAACCGUGAUCAGGAGUACCCAUCCCUGGAUGUCUUCCUAAAAGGAGUCAUGAAGAAAUCCUUCAGAAGUGAAAAUGGCCACCUGGACCUGUUUGUCCGCUUUCUCCACGGCCUCUCUCUGGAGUCCAACCAGAGACUCUUAGGAGGCCUGCUGGGUCGCACAGACAACCGUCCAGAAACCAUCCAGAGAGCCAUCAGCAACCUGAAGAAGUUUAGAAGUGAUAGCAUCUCUGCUGACAGGAGCAUCAACAUCCUCCACUGUCUGACAGAGAUGAAGGACCACUCAGUAAAUCAGGAGAUCACAGAGUUCCUGAAGUCAGAGAACAGAUCAAAGAAGAUACACUCUAUGAUCCACUGCUCUGCUCUGGCAGACAUGCUGCAGAUGUCAGAGGAGGUUCUGGAUGAGUUGGACCUGAAGAAGUACAAAACAUCACAGGGGGGGAAACGGAGACUGAUUCCAGCUGUGAGGAACUGCAGGAAGGCCACACUUACUGACUGCGGACUCUCAGAGGCUGAAUGUGAAGUCGUGGCCUCAGCUCUGAAGUCUGACCCCUCCCAUCUGAGAGAUCUGGACCUGAGUGAGAACGCUCUGGAGGAUUCAGGAGUGGAGCGUCUGAGUUCUGGACUAAAGAGUCCAAACUGCAGACUGGAGGCUCUCAGACUGAGGUGGUGCAGUUUGUCAGAGAUCAGCUGUUCUGCUCUGACCUCAGCUCUGAAGUCCAACCCCUCCCAUCUGAGAGAUCUGGACCUGAGUCUCAACGAUCUGCAGGAUUCAGGAGUGAAGCUGCUGAGAGAUCUUCUGGAGAGUCCAGACUGCAGACUGGAGACUCUCAGACUGGAGAGCUGCAGGUUGUCAGAGAUCAGCUGUUCUGCUCUGGCCUCAGCUCUGAAGUCCAACCCCUCCCAUCUGAGAGAGCUGGACCUGAGUCUCAACUACAAUCUGCAGGAUUCAGGAGUGAAGCUGCUGAGAGAUCUUCUGGAGAGUCCAGACUGCAGACUGGAGACUCUCAGACUGGACAGCUGCAGUUUGUCAGAGAUCAGCUGCUCUGCUCUGGCCUCAGCUCUGAAGUCUGACCCCUCCAGUCUGAGAGAUCUGGACCUGAGUGAUAACAAUCUGAAGGGUUCAGAUGUGAAGCUGCUGAGAGAUCUUCUGGGGAGUCCAGACUGCAGACUGGAGACUCUCAGUCUAAGGUGCUGCAGGUUGUCAGAGACCAGCUGUUCUGUUCUGAUCUCAGCUCUGAAGUCCAACCCCUCCCAUCUGAGAGAUCUGAACCUGAGUCUCAACGCUCUGCAGGAUUCAGGAGUGGAGCUGCUGAGAGAUCUUCUGGAGAGUCCAGACUGCAGACUGGAGACUCUCAGACUGAGCUGCUGCAGGUUGUCAGAGACCAGCUGUUCUGCUCUGAUCUCAGCUCUGAAGUCCAACAUCCAUCUGAGAGAUCUGAACCUGAGUCUCAACGAUCUGAAGGGUUCAGAUGUGAAGCUGCUGAGAGAUCUUCUGGAGAGUCCAGACUGCAGACUGGAGACCCUCAGGAUUUAUCCCGAGACGUUCAGAGCCAAGAUCCAGAAGAGCUGUCCGGGGGGGUCACCUGUUGACCCGUGUCCGUCUCCACGAGUGUCCGCAGGCAUCCCGUAAUACUGCGUUUGGGGGGCGUUCUGUAAUCAAAGCCGUCUCUGAAACGCUCUCAAAGUCUUUGACGACAAAGUCACAAAAAGGACAAGAAGGAGAAAUAUUUUGAGUCUCUUGGACUUCUUUGUGUUUAUCACCCCGGGUUCAUUAAUGUCCAAUCAAAUGUUUCCAUUUCUAAGAGGAGCCCUGCCUGUUGACAUGGUGGCAUUUAGGUUGAUGUGCAUGUCGUCUGUAUGAAGUGUAAUCAGAUAUAACCUUUCAGAUGUGAUGCCUCUCAAAGGAAGUACAGCUGUGCAGAGAGUGGGUUCAGAUACUGUUGACAGAUAUAAAUGAUAUCUUCUGGAAAUAUCCAGCAGCUCCACAGCGAGAGAAGACAGAUCAAACUCAACAUCACUCAUCGGGCAUCAGAGAGACCUCAAAGGGGUCGAGCGCCUGCCCUUUCGCCUCCUGUUAGAGAAGAGCCCUUUUUCAAUGCUUUUUGACCCGACAUGAAACUAAAGACUGAACCUGUGUCUAAAGCUCACGUUGCUUUGCAUUAUUGUGUGGCUUGGUAUGAGAUGUGAAUUAAAUCAAACUCAUUAUUUGGCACAUGGUAUCAGUCACAGCUGGUUUUCUCAAAACACUGAAUUCUGACUUCUUAUUCAAAUUCGGACUUUUUUCCUAAAAUCUAAUAAUGUUGACUUUCUCAACAUUAAAAACCAUGUUUUUCUACAAAUCAGAAAAUGUUGACUUUUUUUCAAAAUGUUCACGUUUCUCGAAAUCUCAUAAUUUUGACGAUUUUUCUCAAAUUACAAAUUUCUGACUUUUCUGAAAGGGAAAACAUUAUUUUAUUUACUUGUAAUAUUGUAUCUGUGUUAUUGUGUUGCUCUGUUGGAGGAGGAGCCUGUGACCUCAGAUUUUCAUUGAUAUCUGCACUGUAGCUCAGCUGUACACAUGACAAUAAAAGCCUUGAAACUUGAA